AUGCCAUUGACUUGCGGCUGCAGUGACGUAAAGACCCGUGUGAGGGUGCGCUGCGCUGCCAUGCUCCGUAUAGCCGGGACCAGCUCAUAAAGGGUCAAGAGCGGCCGGGAUCCGGACAGUGUGACGUCACGAGUGAGACGGGGCUUUGACGUCACGAACUGGGGUCACAGGGUGCCUUCUGGGGAUUUCUCGCUUACCCGUGGCUGUAGAAUUAAUUAAAUUCAUUGCAUUAUCACUCUGAGACUGUGGGGAAGGCUAGUAGCCUUCCCCAUUGCACAACUUUCUGGAGAAGACCAACCAUGGCUGACCCAAUCAUGGAUUUAUUUGAUGAUCCAAACCUAUUUGGCUUGGACUCUUUGACAUCAGAUUCUUUUAGCCGGGAUGAACCUGAUACCAUAGAUGAAGCUCUAGGCCUGGGUAGUGUCCUGGAGCCUCUGGAACAGCUUACAACAGACAGGAGAACUGAUCAAACCACUGCAACUAGCACUGAUGUGGCUGAGCACCAGUCAGUACCUCCAGUUCUGCAAGAGAUCCCUAUCCCUGUUGCUGCAACUGAACCAGUGCUGCUCUCCCAGCAAGCAACAAAUCAGGAUCCUCUAAGUCAAGGGAACCCUUUUAUGGGGACCUCAAGCACUGUAACAGGGGCUCCAAAAAUAAUGAUCCUGAAGGCACCUCCUGGAAUGACUGUUGGGGGCUGCCCGGUCACACAGAUUCAGACUCUGACUCCUGGUACAUCAGGUAAUGGAGGAAAAGUGACAUUCGCAAAGGUGCUCACAGGAACCCCUCUAAGACCUGGGGUAUCCAUUGUUUCUGGGAACACUGUACUUGCCAAAGUUCCUAACCCUGGUGUUGCUGGGCAGGCAGGAGCAGUCAGACCGGUUCGUCAGUUGUUACUGCAGCCAGUGCGGACUUCGGCAGCCCCGGGGGGCACUGAUGGCACCUCUGGAAUAAAACCUGGAGUGACUGUAACCUCUGCACCUCAACAGGGGGACUCUAAGCGUAUAACAUUGGUGCUUCAGCAACCUUCCCAGGCAGGCUCUGGAGCGCCACAGGGACAGCGUCACUUGGUGCUAGGUGGCCUCCCAGGAAAGCUUGUUCUUCAGGGGAAUCAGCUGGCAGCCUUGACCCAAGCUAAAAACCCCCAGGGACAGCCUGCCAAAGUUGUAACCAUUCAGCUACAGGUCCAACAGCAGCAAGGGGCCACAGGACAGGCACCACAGAAGUUUCAUAUUGUACAACAAGGGCCAGGUGGUCUGACUCUUGCUCCUGCUGGGCAGCAAACACACGUGUUAAGUCAGCAAGGAGCACAGAGGGUUUCUGUUCCUCUCAAAGUUGUCCUGCAACCACAGGCUGGCUCCUCGCAGGGAACUACACAGGGCCUAUCAGUGGUGAAAGUCCUCAAUGCCAGUGAGGUGGCAAGUCUCACAGGUGGCCAGACUCUAGUAAAAGUUGGAACGUGUGGCGGGGGUGAGCCUCGCAAAUUAGACCAUCAGAAGAAACAGGAGAAAGCAAACCGUAUUGUGGCCGAGGCCAUUGCCAGGGCUAGAGCACGUGGGGAGCAGAACAUCCCACGUGUCCUAAAUGAGGAUGAACUGCCACGUGUCAACCCAGAUGAUGAUGAUGGGAGCAGAAAGAAAAGAAAGAAGAAGAAGGGUGAAGUUGGGGAUAGCUUAAUUAAUGACAAAAGUAAGAAAAAUAAAGGGAGUGGGAGCUCCAGGCCCAGAAGCAAAGGUAAACCCAGUACAAUUACCCCCAUUGUUGGAAAGAAGAGAAAGCGGAACCCAUCUUCUGAUAACUCUGAUGCUGAGGGGGUCCCAUCUCAGGCUUCCCCUGCAGAGGAUGAAGAUAGUGUCCAGAAAAGACGCUCAAACCGCCAAGUAAAACGUAAGAAAUACACAGAGGACCUGGACAUUAAGAUAACUGAUGAUGAAGAUGAAGAAGAAGUAGAUGUUACCGGACCUAUGAAAGCUGAGCCUGUUUUGUUUCCUGAGCCAAUCCCAGUUCCUGAUGCUGAGAUGGCGCCCUCCAUGCAGUUUUUCGUGGAGAAUCCAAGCGAAGAAGAUGCUGCAAUUGUGGACAAGAUUCUGUCCAUGCGUGUGGUAAAAAAAGAGCUUUCAUCUGGAGCUUAUAUUGAUGCUGAAGAAUUCUUUGUGAAGUAUAAAAACUACUCGUACCUCCACUGUGAGUGGGCCACAAUCGAACAAUUAGAAAAGGACAAACGCAUCCACCAGAAACUAAAGCGGUUCAAAACCAAAAUGGCUCAGAUGCGACAUUUCUUGCCGGAAGAUGAAGAGCCCUUUAACCCUGACUAUGUUGAAGUUGAUCGAAUCUUGGAUGAGUCUCAUAGCAUUGACAAAGAUAAUGGGGAGCCGGUUGUGUACUACCUGGCGAAGUGGUGCUCUCUACCCUAUGAAGACAGCACUUGGGAGCUUAAGGAGGACGUAGAUGAGAGUAAAGUGGAGGAAUUUCGAAGAAUUCAGUCUAGACAGCCCGUCCUCAAACGUGUGCCCCGUCCAGCAGCAACGUCCUGGAAGAAAUUGGAGCUGUCACGAGAGUAUCAAAAUGGGAACCAACUGCGAGAAUACCAGCUAGAGGGUGUCAACUGGCUGCUCUUUAACUGGUACAAUAGGCAGAAUUGUAUACUUGCAGAUGAAAUGGGCUUGGGAAAGACCAUCCAGUCCAUCACGUUUCUACAAGAGGUCUACAAUGUGGGCUUGAGGGGUCCCUUCCUGGUCAUUGCGCCACUCUCAACCAUCACCAACUGGGAGAGGGAGUUUGCCAGCUGGACGCAGAUGAAUACCAUUGUGUACCAUGGCAGCCUAGCCAGUCGGCAAAUGAUCCAACAAUAUGAAAUGUACUGUAAGGACACCAAGCAGGGCCGUCUAAUUCCUGGAGCUUACAAGUUUGAUGCUCUGAUCACUACCUUUGAGAUGGUGCUGUCAGACUGCCCUGAGUUACGUGAAAUUGAGUGGCGCUGUGUCAUCAUCGAUGAAGCACAUAGACUGAAGAACAGGAACUGUAAAUUGCUGGACAGUUUAAAGCACAUGGACCUGGAGCACAAGGUCCUGUUGACCGGGACACCUUUACAGAACACUGUAGAGGAGCUAUUCAGUUUGUUACAUUUCCUUGAGCCUACUCAGUUUGCCUCUGAAGCAGAGUUCCUUAAAGACUUUGGCGACCUUAAGACAGAGGAGCAGGUACAAAAGUUACAGGCCAUAUUAAAGCCAAUGAUGCUGCGACGGCUUAAAGAGGAUGUGGAGAAGAACUUGGCUCCGAAGCAGGAGACCAUCAUAGAGGUGGAGUUAACCAAUAUCCAGAAGAAAUAUUACAGGGCUAUCCUGGAGAAGAACUUUUCCUUCUUGACCAAGGGAGCCAGUCAAUCAAACACUCCUAACCUGCUUAACACGAUGAUGGAACUAAGGAAGUGCUGCAACCAUCCCUACCUCAUCACAGGCGCGGAAGAGAAGAUCCUGUCUGAGUUCCGAGAGGCAACCCCAGUGAUUCCUUUUGACUUUCACCUCCAAGCUAUGGUGCGUUCCUCUGGAAAACUAGUGCUCAUUGAUAAGCUUUUACCAAAACUGAAGUCUGGUGGCCACAAAGUACUCAUCUUCUCUCAAAUGGUGAGAUGCCUGGACAUAUUGGAAGACUAUCUUAUACAGAGAAGAUACCUGUAUGAGCGAAUAGAUGGACGUGUCCGUGGCAACAUGCGCCAGGCAGCCAUUGACCGCUUUAGUCGUCCAGACUCUGACCGGUUUGUGUUUCUGCUGUGUACACGAGCUGGGGGCCUUGGAAUUAACCUUACAGCUGCUGACACUUGUAUUAUAUUUGAUUCUGACUGGAACCCUCAGAAUGAUCUUCAGGCACAAGCACGAUGUCAUCGCAUUGGGCAGAGCAAAGCAGUAAAGAUUUACCGUCUCAUAACCCGUAAUUCCUAUGAGCGAGAAAUGUUUGACAAGGCUAGUCUGAAGCUGGGAUUAGACAAAGCUGUUCUGCAGUCUAUGAGUGGUCGAGAAAAUCACUUGAGUGGGCAGCCCAUCCAGCAGUUUACAAAGAAAGAAAUAGAAGACCUCCUACGAAAAGGUGCCUAUGCAGCUAUCAUGGAUGAAGAUGAUGAAGGCUCCAAGUUCUGUGAAGAAGACAUUGAUCAGAUCCUGCUGAGAAGAACAACAACUAUCACUAUUGAAUCUGAAGGAAAGGGCUCCACCUUCUCAAAGGCCAGUUUUGUGGCUUCUGAAAACAGAACUGAUAUAUCACUGGAUGAUCCCAACUUCUGGCAAAAGUGGGCUAAGAAAGCUGAUUUAGACCUGGAUCUUCUCAGCAGCAAGAACACGCUGGUAAUAGACACGCCACGAAUCAGGAAGCAGACUCGGCACUUCAGUAACAAAGAUGAUGACAUGGUCGAGUUUUCAGACUUGGAGAGUGAUGAUGAUGAUCGACCCAGGGCUCGGCGUCAGGAGAGAAAGCAUGGUUAUGGACGCACUGAUUGCUUCCGUGUUGAAAAACACCUACUGGUUUAUGGAUGGGGUCGCUGGCGGGACAUACUCGCUCAUGGUCGUUUCAAACGCGGGAUGACUGAGCGAGAUGUGGAAAGGAUUUGCCGAGCCAUCCUUGUUUACUGUCUGCUGCAUUACCGGGGAGAUGAGAAUAUAAAAAGUUUCAUAUGGGACCUUAUCACUCCAGCAGAGAACGGAAAAACUAAGCAGCUCCAAAAUCACACUGGUUUAUCAAUCCCAGUCCCCAGAGGGCGCAAGGGUAAGAAGGUGAAAUCCCAAAGCAGCUUUGAUAUACAUAAGGCUGAUUGGAUCCGCAAGUAUAACCCAGAUACCCUGUUUCAGGAUGAAGGCUACAAGAAGCACCUAAAACACCAGUGCAACAAGGUGUUGCUGCGGGUUCGUAUGUUGUAUUAUCUCAGACAGGAGGUAAUUGGAAAUGAAGCUCCUAAGGUCCUGGCAGGUGUGGAUGCUAGGGAGAUUGACAUCUGGUUCCCAGAGGUGGAUCAGGUAGAGGUUCCAUCACUUUGGUGGGAUAGAGAGGCGGACAAGUCUCUGCUUAUCGGGGUAUUCAAACAUGGUUAUGAAAAGUAUAACACUAUGAGAGCAGACCCUGCUUUGUGUUUUUUGGAAAAGGUGGGGGGCCCAGAUGCACAAGCCAUUGCAGCUGAACACCACGCCCAGGACUUUGCUGAGCUACCUGAAGGAGGGGAGUUUGAUCGAGAUAUAGAGGAUCCAGAAUACAGGCCACUCCAUGCACAAAAAGAGCCGGAAGAUGAGGUUGAUUCCCUAAUGAUGGAUGAGGAAAUAUCAGUUGUGGAUGGGGAAGAAGCAACACCAAUGCCGAGUGGUAUGUUAUGGCCCCCUGGCUCUGCUCUGACAGCACGCCUGCGUCGCCUCGUCACUGCCUGCCAGCGCAGCUACAAACGUGAGCAGCUCAAGAUUGAGGCUGCCGAGAGAGGGGACAAGCGCAGGAAACGGUGUGAGGCAGCUUUCAAAUUAAAAGAAAUUGCACGCAGAGAGAAGCAGCAAAGGUGGACACGGCGUGAAGCAUGUGACUUUUUUCGUGUGCUGUCCAGUUUUGGUGUGGAGUAUGACCCUGACACACAGCUCUAUGAAUGGCAGAGAUUUCGUAGUCUGGCACGGCUGGACAAGAAGACUGAUGAUUCACUCCUCAAAUACUUCCAUGGAUUUGUGGCUAUGUGCCGACAAGUGUGCCGCCUGCCGCCAGCUGCUGGGGAUGAACCACCAGACCCAUCUCUCUUCAUUGAGCCCAUUUCAGAGGAACGUGCUGCUCGUGCUUUGUUUCGCCUGGACCUGCUUCGUAGGGUGCGAGAGCAAGUGUUGUGCCACCCUCUCCUUCCUGCGCGUUUGUCUCUAUGCCGACCAAACCCAGAGCUUCCGGAGUGGUGGGAGUGCGGACGUCAUGAUAGGGAGUUACUUGAAGGAGCGGCUCGCUAUGGGUUGAGCCGUACAGACCUUACGCUUAUGCCAGAUCCUUCCUUCUCUUUCCUGCGCUGCCGGCUCAACUAUCUCCAGACCAGAGGCAUGUCUGGGCUUUCCCGCCCUUCCACCCCCAGCACUCUUCCUUCACUGACUUCCACAGACCUCCAGCCCACACACCUCCUCUCAGUACCCUCAUCUGUCAGCUCGUCUCCUGCUCCACGUAGACCCUCAUCCUGUUCAUCUUCCGUUUCUUCGCAUUCGGAGGACUCCUCCGAUGAGAGCAACAUGAGCAGAGCAGCUAAGCUAAAUGCAGGUGUACCUCACUCGGCUCUUUUUGAUGAUGAGAGCCGUCUGUCUCUUACUGCAUCCCCUGCUGACCUUACCACAGAGGACGGCGCUCAGACUGCUUUGGGGACACCACACAGUACAGAAUGGCCAAAGGAUAGGGUUCUGAUUUGUCGCAUUGAACAAGUCUGCAAUGCAGUGUUAACCGGAAAAUGGGGUUCACCACGAAGAAUUUCAGACCCACCCAGCGACAGCCCUGACAGCAUGUCCCCAACCCCAGAGGAACAAAGUCCUGCCCAGUUCACACAAAUACGCUCUUCUCCUGAUCCCAAGGAGUUUACUAUACAAAUCAAAAGUGAAGAAGGGCUGAAGAUUAAAUUUCAGAAGCACAGGCUUCAGGAAAACGGUGCUCUUGAGUCCACACAUCAUGUCCACAAGAAAAAAAGCAAAAAGAAGUCAAGUCAGGUUGAGCUUGACAUGGACGCCAGGAUUCCAGUGGUGAAUCAGAGAGAUGGCACCGUGCUGCUAGGAGACGAAGCACCUAGACGCAAUCAGCUACAUGAAUGGUUGCAAAGGCAUCCAGAUUUUGUGGUGGAUGCUCGCUUUCUUACGUAUAUGGAAGAUCGAAGGAAACGGAAGAAACAUCGAAGCAAGAAAUCCAAAUCGUCGUCAGCAGGUGCUGUUAGUAUGGGAAAUAUGCAACCUCCACAUCAUCACAAUGGGAAGAAGUCUUCCCUUGCAGAGGGCACAUUAGACUCCCGACACCUCCACACAGCAGCCAAAAAGAGAAAGAAACGGCCGCCGUCAAAAAUCAUCUUACCACCUACUCUACAAGGGGCUGGUGACUCUUCCCAUUCCUUUCCUUCAGAACCUCAACCAGAGCCCAAUGCUCCCACCUUACAAACCAUGUAUGGAACAUCAGGAGCAGGAAUGCUUCACCCUGCUGGACUUGGAGGGUUAGGUUUUUCCCGCUACCAACAACUCCACACAUCAUCUGCAAACCGGAUGCAAGGAACCAAUUUUAAUGAAGAUUUACCUGGCUAUGACCCCCCACAGCAGCACUUCUCUCUGCUUGAUGACCCAAUGAUGCCGGCAAACUCUUCCUCCAGUGAUGACGACCUGGACAGACCCUGAUGAAAUCCACCCCUGUGGGGGACAAUAGACUACACCCCAGGAAACUGGGCCAAAUUCCCGCUCAAAAGAGAUGCCUACUCCGUUUUCCAUCUUCUCACUGGAAGCCAGUUUGUUUUUUUUCCCCUCCUUUUCAUAACUCCCUGUCUUUAUUUUAUUUUUUUCCUUCCUUCUCGAGAUUCUCUAUGGCAGGAUUCACACUGGGUCGUUAAAGACAAAUAGUAAGACUCUGAAUUUUUUUUUUUUUAAUUAACUUUAUUGCUGGCGCAGAAGAUCUGGGACAUUUCAGAAGUCUUAACAGUGCAAUAAGGCACUUCUGGUUCUGAGUGACAAGGUUUGGGUUCUCCACUAUUCACUCGGCACUGACGUGCACAACUCUCAUAGGUCACAUGGUGCGGGAGUUUGAUGGAGAGAAGGUGUCAUAAAAAAGUGGGUGGCAUCGUACUGUUCCACAUGUGGCACAAGAAGCUUUGCAAAGCAGAAGCUGGUCUGUGCAGUAGGACUUAUGAGGAAGAGUCGGGGCAUUUUUUGUUUGUGUGUAUGUGCGGGACCUAAGACUGGGGAUCAGAAGCGGCAUCCCCGAGCCUUCACUUUUCUUCCUCGGUCAUCUGGAAUAUAAGUAAAUUCCUUGAUUGAAUAUAUUGUCUCUCAACUUGAACUGAUGAACAGGCAACCCUUUUCCUGUGUCAUACAGCAUUUCCCCUUUCAGAUAUCCAUGCACAAAUAAAUGAAUGCAGGUCUAAUUAUUCCUAAUGCCAUUUUUUCAAUUAAAUAUCACAUAAAAUCAAAUAUAUGUUAACGUCUUAUUUCUCAUAAUGUGUACAGUGAGUGGCGUAUUCACACACAAGUGUGUGUUUCCUUUUGAAGGGUUUGAUCCCACAUGAACAAAAUGUCCCGGGAAUUAAUAAACCUUUUCUGAUGUAAAUCAACCCCUACAGACUCGCCAUUUAAUUUAUAGUUUUAUAUGCCAGGUCAGGCUUGUUUUCUAACCAAACCGUAAAGAA
This is a messenger RNA of Spea bombifrons (plains spadefoot toad), 8356 nucleotides long. It is a transcript of the gene CHD8, whose product is annotated as chromodomain helicase DNA binding protein 8. The record is from RefSeq and is a predicted model, not a curated record. The transcript is spliced from 38 exons. Gene Ontology annotation, biological process: chromatin remodeling. The coding region runs from base 300 to 7355 and encodes 2351 amino acids. NCBI's taxonomy places the organism in Eukaryota, Metazoa, Chordata, Amphibia, Anura, Pelobatidae. Gene Ontology annotation, molecular function: protein binding; ATP binding; ATP-dependent chromatin remodeler activity.